AUGGCGCCGACAGCGCAGCCCCAUGACGCUGGCAGGCUUCAUUUCCAGUCAGGCUGGGAGGGUGAGUUGCAGAAGUUGCAGGCAGAAGUGUCUCAUUUCCAACAUGCUGGAUCCGGGCAGUUGGGGUCGCCUCAAAAGCCACAGCGGCGGAACCUGCGCCCCCUGUGGAAAGGCACCCCCAUCAACAACGCAGAUGCUGGUACAGGCAAGUUGCAGGGGAGUCUCGCCUGGCCCGCACGGCUGCAAAACGCGAAACGAUUUGCUGCACAGCACUGGCGGUGGCAGCGAUUCCGCCCCGGCGUGAAUGAGGAUUCGCUUUGCCGAAGCACUCGGAGGAUCCAAAGGGCUUGGAGAGAGCUUCUGCAGCGCAGGCACCUGGAGCUGGCCAGGCAGCAGCUGCUGCAGCUGGCACCUCCGUCGAAGGUCAAGAUCUCGCCGAUUUUACUGCAAGAUGUGCGUGGGUUGCCACUCGGCGAGAAGAAGUGCGCCGCACCACCAGACGAGGACCUCUGGGAUGAAGCCAUCUUCUCCCACUACCCAUCGGUUGAUGACAUGCUCUCCGAGCGAGUCAAAGAGGACGCUGUUGCAUGCAGGGAGCCGGUGGUGCUCAGCCUCGUCCAGUGCCUACGCAAGUUGGAGCGACAUUUCCAACUCAGGACCCGAGGUUCCGCUCCCUGGCGUCCUCCAUGUGCAGUGGGGGAAUCUGCCCGCCAAAACCUAGAGGAGGUGAUCAGAGCGGCUCUUGACCAAUGCAGAGGAGAUAUCCGCACGGAGCACAUGUUGAUGCCAGCUCUGUGCUCACUUCGGCUCACGGUGGCAAGCAGCUACAUGAAUUGCUUGGAGUUGCAGAGGGCAUCCGCGGUGCUGUCAGAGCUGGAGGUGUCUUUGCAAAGUGCCGGAGAGUUUGACGGUAUGGACAUGCUGAGUCAAAGAAUCGCUUCGAGAGCUACACUGCUGCGCAGCCGUGCAGCCUGGCUUUCAGGCGGUGCCGUCUCAGCUGAGGCAGCUGCCAGAGAUGCAUUGCAGCUGCUACAGGAAUCCCAGGACUGCGUUUUUUGGCCGCCUCAUCCUUGGGAGCUGGCUGCAUGUCAUCGCAUUGCCGCCCUGUCCCUCUGCAGAGUCGGACGGCCCGCACGGGCGUUGGGCGAGCUCCAGGACUUGGGGCGACUUCUGGCCAACAUCCCUGGCUCACUGGCGGAUCUCCUGCGAGAGGAAGUACAGGUGCUUCAGCUUGAGGUUGAGGUGGCAGUAGAUGUUGAUCUCCGCUGUGCGGACAAGGGCAACGUGCAGUCUGCCACUCUGCAGGCCUUCGUUCGGCGGGCCGAUUCGUUGCUGAAAGCCGCGACUCACCUACCCUGUGCAUGUCGGCUCCUUGCGCUGGCUGCCAGGCUUCUCCUUUUAGCGGAGAUGCCGUGGUAUGUGGCAAGCGGAGCACGUGCGGAGGCUUUGGAGGACGCCUCGGACCGGCUAGAUGAAGCUAGCCAGGUGGAGCCGCACAGAGUUCUUGCCGCUCAGGCGGUGUGUGCGGCGCUGAAAGGCGAUGUGUCAGGCGCUCAAGCUGCUGCAUCGCUUUGGGCGGAGUCGCAGGACAGCGUUCCGGCGCGGCGUUUGGUCGCUGAACUGCAGCAGGCGACGCCGUCACGACGAGCACUGUCACAGGUUAUGGUUGUCUGCUUGGCACAAGGGGUCUGCACGCCCUCAGCUGAGCCAAGCCAGUGA
Molecule: messenger RNA, 1719 nt
Organism: Symbiodinium sp. CCMP2592
Lineage: Eukaryota; Dinophyceae; Suessiales; Symbiodiniaceae
Source: the annotation of a GenBank genome assembly